UUUAUCCAGUAAUAGUUCAGCUGUUCGACAAGUGUACAAACCCGCAGUAGAAGUGAAUUGUUAUAUUGAAUUGUAGUUAUCUAGAGCGCAUGUUGUAAAGUUGUGUAAUAAAUACUAAGAUGAACGUUAAACUUCUCACAGCUGGGCUUCUAAUCCUAGCAAUUAAUACAGUAUCUGGGUAUCCUAAUGGUGCUCCUGCAUCCCAAUGUAGCAGUAUGGUUCCAGGGCAUGGAGUAUCAUCUCUUGAUAUUCUAAAAUCUCCGUACACCAUCAAGGUGGGAAAGGCCGAUAUUUCUAGCUCCGAGAAACUAGAAAUAGAAAUACUAGCAAGUGAGGAAACAGAGGCUUUUACUGGUAAAUAUUUCAUUUUUUUAAAACCAAUAUUAUCUUUCUUGAAUUUUUUUACUGAUCUUUCCGAAAUCCAUUCUCACAAAAAAGACAAACUAAUUUCGGAACCAUGA
Molecule: messenger RNA, 461 nt
Organism: Eurytemora carolleeae
Lineage: Eukaryota; Metazoa; Arthropoda; Copepoda; Calanoida; Temoridae
Product: putative defense protein 3
Exons: 5
Coding region: 120-461 (113 amino acids)
Source: RefSeq, a predicted model, not a curated record